AAAUGAUUAUGGUUUCUCGUUUAAAAACCGCUGCUUCAUUUGCUUGUUUCUGCCAGAACUCUUUAAUGGAAGAUCUUCAUUAUAUCUGUUGCAGUAUUUGAUCUGAUAAAGCUACUUGUAGUAAUGAGAGAUUAACAACGUUCUGCUCUACCAUUUAUUCACCGCAGUUAUUAUAUAUGGCAACAGCUUCGAAAAUGUACCAAGUGUUUGUUAUCAAAGAAGGUUACCAAUAUUCAGAAGUUGGAGGUGAAGAAAAUGCCUCUGGUACAGUCACCUUUGUAAAUGGACCCCAUAAAAUAAUUGUUGACACUGGAAACCCAUGGGAUAAAGAGGAUAUUGUGCAAGGUCUUGCCAAACAUGCUGUGCUCCCUUCAGAUAUUGAUUACGUUGUGUGUACACACGGACACCUGGACCAUGUUGGCAACCUGAACCUAUUCACCAAUGCUAUUUAUAUUGUAUCUUAUGACAUCUGUAUUCGAAACCGAUAUUUGAUGCAUGAUUUUAAAGAGGGGAUUCCUUACGAAAUCGAUGAUUAUGUUGAAGUGAUUGCCACUCCCGGCCAUACAGGGGAAGACGUAUCAGUCAUUGUCAAAAACACACCUCAUGGUGUUGUAGCCAUCACAGGUGAUUUGUUUGAAUGUCAGGAAGAUCUUGAAAAACCCCAUUUGUGGCAACAGUCGAGUCAAAAGCCAGAGUCCCAAGAACAAUACCGAGCUGAUAUUUUAAAAAUAGCCGACCACAUCAUUCCUGGUCAUGGUCCUAUGUUCCAAGUACCAGAGUCUUGCAAGAAGCAAAUACAGAUGGUAUUACUCAAUGAAUAAUUUCUCUCACAUUUCCAAAAUAUCCCAAAUUUAUUUGUUAAGAUCUUUAUUUGAUCAAUAAAAUCUAUUACACAUGUU
This is a messenger RNA of Octopus bimaculoides (California two-spot octopus), 899 nucleotides long. RefSeq names its product metallo-beta-lactamase domain-containing protein 1. Lineage: Eukaryota; Metazoa; Mollusca; Cephalopoda; Octopoda; Octopodidae. The record is from RefSeq and is a predicted model, not a curated record.